AUGAUAUUCAGCGCACAUUUCUACUUCGAUGCAAUUGCUUCGCGCCAAAUCCCGGGUGUCACGCCACACUUGACUCCGCAGACCUUGCCAUACUAUAAGAAGACCCUCGAUCUUCUUCGGAAACGGCUCUUUGAUCAAGAUCUUAAUGCACGGACUUCUUACACCACCCUGUCGAUAUUCAACAUCCUUGCUUGCCAUGCAGAGGGAGUGGUCUCUUUCAGCGACAAUCCGAAACUUCUGGCCGAGAUACUAAAGUCCGAUAUAAGCAUUUCACUUCAUAGCGGUCUUGCACUCACGUUCUUCAAAGACCAGGAGUACAUUCUACCGCACCCAGAUCUCGCGUCCUUCCUUAGAUCACGAGACCUCGCCGGAACAGACCCCAGGCCUUUGUUCAACAUGGACGCUGAGCUCUCCAAAGUCUGGAAAAGAAUGUCCGAGUUCUGCUCCGUUAUCAACCUCGCUGCCGAUUCCGCUCAGGACGCUGGAGUGACCGUGUGGGCAGUCUUCGGCUUCAACGUGCACGGCGAUAGCACGCCUGGUGUCUUGUCGGAGCCCAAAACAUUGACUCCAUUUGGAGCACAAAACUUAUACAAUGUCGGAUCUAAUUUCCGUGCUCGCUAUAUCAUCGGCGGCUCUGUCAAGGCACAAAACACUUGGGUACAGGACCUCAAUCAGCACAAAUUGGAUCCUGAACAAGUGAGAAUAUACUCCACUUCUGAACAGUAUAAUGAAGCGUCCGCUCUUGCAUUCAUGCAGGGACUGUAUCCUCCAACUGGCGAUGCGGACCAGAACUAUACCUACCUUGAUGACACUUACAUUCUAUCGAACGGCACUAUAGUCGGCUCUCCUUUGAACGAUUACCAAUACCCACGAAUUUAUGCUAGCAGUCUGGCAGACCCUGGCUCAAUCCUUGUCGCUGGUCAAGCAGACUGCGACAAGCAUCAAGUGCUGGAGCAAGAGUACCAGGCGAGCUCUGAAUUUCAACGCAUUGAUUCGGAGAAUGCCCAAUUCUACUCUGACAUGUAUAAUCUCGCUCUCGAGGGUGUAUUGAAUGAAGCCUCGGUAGGCUAUGCCCGAGCCGCAGAUGUAUACGAGUAUCUGCAAUAUAACUACCUGCACAAUGAAAGUCUCAUGACAGAACUAUCAUCGCAAGACUUACAGAGGGCGAGAGUGCUGGCAAACCAAUAUACGUAUGCCACCAACGGAAAUGUGACUGUUUCGGGCAAUGACGAUAGCGACCGGGUUCGUGCCAUUGCCGGACGCACUUUAUCUCGCCUCAUUCUGCAGUCUCUCCUUAUGAACAUUGAGACUGAGGGAGCUGGAUCAAAGAUGACGUUAGUGUUUGGGGGUGUCGAACCGAUCGUCGCUUUCGCUGGCCUCAGUCAGCUUGCGUCGACAAUGAACAGCCAAUUUUAUGGUAUGCCGGUUCUUGGAUCUUCAAUGAUACUCGAAUUAUUCAGCAUGAGUCCAACAUCUUCGGACGUAUAUCCAAAUACAUCAGAUCUAUACGUCCGACUUCUCUUUCGCAACAGCUCUUCAAGUCAUGAGGGGUUCACUCAAUAUCCCCUGUUUGGCUAUAGCCCUAGCCAGAUCGACCUUCCUUUCAACGAGUUCGCUGCCGCACUUGGCGAAUUCAUGCUUCCCUCGACAAAGGCAUGGUGUGACGUGUGCGACAGUUCUCCGAUGUUCUGCCUUGGAGCCGCAAAUUUGGGUAAGAAGCAGAGCAAAAACCAUCUCAGUCUCGCUGGUGCUGGGGCUAUCGGUGCAGCCGUUACUCUUGCGGUAGUAUUGGCAACUAUGGGUAUUGCGUGGCUCUGUGGUAUGGGACUGUAUCGACGACGCAAGUCACCGGGUCUCGGUGGUUUCAAGGGUGAUAAGAAGAUGGCUAGCGACCAGGAUGUUAGUUUCGCGGAUACACCGAACGGGGCGUUUCAAAAGAUCGCACCUGGUGGAGGCGCAAAGGUCAAGAGUCAUGAGCGUACCGGGAGCUGGGAAAUGAGAAACAAGGAUCGUGUGUCGCCAUUAGAUGACGAGGAGGACGACGAUAUAAGCGGCAUUACAGAACCGGUCAAAUGCCAUCAGAUUGUGUGA
Molecule: messenger RNA, 2091 nt
Organism: Talaromyces amestolkiae
Lineage: Eukaryota; Fungi; Ascomycota; Eurotiomycetes; Eurotiales; Trichocomaceae
Exons: 4
Coding region: 1-2091 (696 amino acids)
Biological process (GO): dephosphorylation
Molecular function (GO): phosphatase activity
Source: RefSeq, a predicted model, not a curated record